This is a messenger RNA of Homalodisca vitripennis (glassy-winged sharpshooter), 2774 nucleotides long. RefSeq names its product WD repeat-containing protein 76-like. Gene Ontology annotation, cellular component: nucleus. The record is from RefSeq and is a predicted model, not a curated record. Lineage: Eukaryota; Metazoa; Arthropoda; Insecta; Hemiptera; Cicadellidae. Bases 214 to 1866 code for a protein of 550 amino acids. The transcript has 12 exons. Gene Ontology annotation, biological process: regulation of DNA damage checkpoint. Gene Ontology annotation, molecular function: protein binding; DNA binding.
CCGUCAUGUCGCGCCUUCGCGGGAAAACUGGUCUAGUUUGGCACACGGUUGAUUAAGUUUCUUAGUUUGUUUGAAGGUCUUUUGUAUGGUAAUUUCAUCUAAAUUUAGUUUUUAAUAUUGAUUUACGACCAGUUAAGUUUAUUUUUUAGGAUAUUAGAAAUCCACAUAUUAUUAAAAUUUGCUUCUUACACUUUCCUAUAAAGAAAAGUUACAAUGGAGAAGAAAUUAGGCCUAACCCCAACUGAGCGAAAAUAUCCUCGAAGGAAUAGAAAAGCAGUAAAUUACGAAGAACGUUUUUUAGAAUCUUCAAUGGAAGAUACACCUACGUCACGAAAACGGUCGAAGUUCGCAGGGAAUGAUUCUUUAUCUGAUGGUGAAAUUGAAAAUGGAGAUAUAAGUGAAACUAAAGAAAAUGAAGCAGAAGAAAGUGAAACAGAAGAAAUCAGUGAAUAUGAGAAAUUAAGGCUGAAAAAUUUGGAAGAAAAUAGGCGCAUGAUGAUAGAGUUGGGGCUCUUGAAUCCUAUGAAAGAGAAACAAGUGAUAAGAAAAAUCCAAAAGCCCAAGGUCAAAUCUAAACCAAAACUUCAGGAUACAACGGCAAAGACAACUCCAACAAAAUAUUCUCUGCGCCUGCGUGGGAAAGCUUCUGGGAAAGACGUUCUUCUCGAACUUUUUCAAGAAUCUCCAACAGUUACACCAGAUUCGAAAGAAGAAAAACAAAGGAUUGAAGAAGAGGUACUUCCUAUGAGUCAAGAUGGGGAGAGUGUAGAUUUUUUGGAGGGGUUGAAGGUUAUUCUCUCUCAAGAGUCUUCAGUGUCAAGCACAGGCUCUAUGGAUGGUUUGAUCCAGGACAUGCGCCAAAUGCAGCUGACUGCAGUGGCUAAAGUUAACAGCUCUCGGAUUCAGGGGAUUUGUGUCCAUCCUCUGGAGUCUAAGCUGUUGGUCAUCUCUGGUAGCACGGGAGGGGAGUUGAGUUUAUGGAACGUGACGGAAGGGGAGGUGGUGCAGUUCAAUCCCCACAAGGCUCCUAUCAACUGUGUGACUGCGGAUGAGACUGAUGUUAGCAAGGUGUUCUCAACGAGCCACGAUGGAACUGUGCGCCGUGCAGAUCUUAACAAGAGUGUCUUUGAUUUGGUCUACCAAACAGAUGAGAAGAGCAAUUUCUGCCACAUAACUUGGCAUGAACAAAUAGACUCAAAUACUCUCAUGGUUGCCCACGGUACUGGGGACGUAGGGGUUGUAGACCUGAGGGCAAAGGCAGUCCAGAAUUGGUACGACUGCCAUCCCCGCUCAAUCCGUACAAUCCACUUACAUCCGACUCAACAACAUUAUUUCUUAUCAGCCUCAGGCUUAGGAGAAUGCAAGAUCUGGGAUUUACGCAACAGCAAGAAACACACAGACCAGUUUGUGUCAGAGUUAACCUCACCAUCUAAAGGGAAGGGUCUGACAUCUGCUUUCUUCUCUCCCGAUGGCUCCAAAAUAGUCAGCACUUGCAACGAUGACUACUUACGUUUCUAUGACACCUCUGAUCUUGCAAAUCCUAAAGAAACUCACAAGGUGAUGCACAACAACCAUACUGGUCGUUGGUUGUCAGUGUUCAAGGCUGUGUGGCAUCCUCGAAGCUCUGAUCUGUUAUUUAUUGGAAGCAUGCAGAAGCCUAAUCUGAUUCAACUGUAUAGUGCGACAGGACAGCUGAUGCGGGAACUGAAAGGUCAAGAGCUGACCACCAUCUGCCCUGUGAUCAGCCUCCACCCCUCCCUCCCGGUGUUGGUGGGUGGGAACAGUUCUGGCAAAGCUCACCUUUUCACUAUCCCGACCAUAUCAGACCAGCUGGUGAAGAAUGAAGAAGAUGAUGAUUCAUCCUAAACUUCCAUAUAAUUUCUUCAUUUAUCUUAAUUUAUCUUCAAUGUAAAAUAUUGUAUAUUUUCAAGUUCUUAUAGUUAAUUUCACAAAGACAACAGAUUAAUUGUUUUUUUUUUCUUUCACAACACCUACAUUACUUUGGGAUUUAUGAAGUUUGAAUAUUCUGCAUCUAUUUUUUUCUAAUGGUUAAAAAGAACUAAAGUGUUUGUUUUAUUUUAUGAAGUAAGUUAAAAUUAUUAUUAUUAAAACUAAUAGAAACUUAAUUAUUACCAUACUUUAGUUAAAAAUAUAUUGCUAAAAUGUGUUUAUUAAUAAUUUGUGAGUUUUAGUUAUAAAAACGUUAUACUUAGUUUUUAAGAGAAUGAAAUUCUGGAAUACAAUACAUCUUAUUUUAUUGUAUUUUUAUACUUUCUGUUUGUUUACAUAAUUUAUAAGGUGACCAACCAAAACGUGUCCGUUGAAUAUCACUCAAAAAUUGAUCUUAGGAGCUUCAAAAUGUCAGCAUACACAUUACUGUUGAGCUUCUCUACUCAGUUUGUAACCAGUAAUUGAAAAUCAGAAUUUAGCUUUGACUCGUCCGAUCAACAUUACCUUCUCACUAUCUUUUUGAAAGGACAAGAAUGCUUAAUAAAACACUGUUUUACUCAUCUUUGUUAAUAACGUUUACUCUAUUCUGACAUUUUUCUCAUAUUAAUACUGUUACUUAUGAAGUUUUCAAAACAUUAUAUAUAUAUUUCAUAAUUUAAUUUUGUAAUACCCUUUUGUGCCUUCCUUUGGAUUUGUAAAAUAUUUUUAUUCUUGUAUAUAAUUAUAUUCUAAGAUACAACUUAGUAUAUUGCUAGAUAUAACUUUUAAUGUAAUUAAAAUCUGUAAAUUAAAUCAAAUAAAGCUAACGUUAUAUAAGUUCUGUA